Molecule: messenger RNA, 996 nt
Organism: Quercus lobata
Lineage: Eukaryota; Viridiplantae; Streptophyta; Magnoliopsida; Fagales; Fagaceae
Exons: 1
Coding region: 1-996 (331 amino acids)
Molecular function (GO): zinc ion binding; nucleic acid binding
Source: RefSeq, a predicted model, not a curated record
AUGGAUGACUUCAUUGAGAGAAUUCAAAACAUCCAACUCACUGAAGAAGAAGGAGAAGUAGUACAAGUGCUACUGUCCCAUCGAGAGAAAAUUAUUGAGGAAUGCUCUCUCACACUUCUGGGCUGGUUCCUCACAACGAAGCCAUAUAACCAGAGAGCGGCAAAGGCUAUACUACGUGCUGCAUGGAAGUUGGGGAACGACUUGAAGAUUGUUGACGUGGGAGAAGGGCUAUUUCAGUUCCGAUUUAAAAUGGAGAGUCAAUUAUUAUGGGUAAUGCACAAUGGUCCCUGGAGCUUUGAUAAUAAUCUGUUGGUCCUUCGCCGAUGGGAGAGGGGUCUCACGGCCAACUCAGUUACCUUCACAACCCUUCCUAUUUGGGUCCAAGUGUGGGGCUUACCGUUUGACUUGAUCGAUGAAGAGGCAGGGUGGGAUAUUGGCAGAGGAUUAGGGAACGUGGUGGAGGUGGAUAAUAAAACUUUCUCUUUGGAUCAAGCCCGGUUCAUUAGAAUCCGAAUUGAGAUUCCUCUAGACAAACCAAUUCGACAGGGUGGCUGGGUUGCAAAUCCAGAGGGUGACCAAGUAUGGAUAGGCUUCAAAUAUGAGAGGUUGGUCGGAUUAUGCUACCAAUGUGGGAAGUUUGGUCAUGACGCCAAGGACUGCCCAGACCAACGGAAUGGACCAAUGGCAGAUAGGCCUUACGGAGAAUGGCUGAAGGCGGGCUAUCGUAGGAAGGAAGUAGGGGCAAAACCGAGUGCUCACCGCCCACCUGCGACGAAGAAAACGCCGGAAACCACUACUGCAACCACAGUUCAGACAGGUGGAGAUGCCGUUAAUGGUAUUAAUUUCCAGCCUGGCAACGAUUUAAGGCCAACGGUUGUUACAGAGCUACAAGAAACGGAUGAAGCAUUAAACCACGGAGUCAAUUGCACACAAUCAAUGGGGGGUGACCAUCCUCAAAUGGAAAGUGCAGUUAUUGAAAUGGAUUUUUCCGUUUAA